AUGAGUCAGUUAUUUUCAAUGCAGAAUUUUUACCAGAAUAAUGGGCCAGAUGGAUCUUUCAAGAUGGUAUCAGAGAUGGGAGCGUCCCAAACAAAUCCAGACUUCGCCGAUUCGUCGUGCAGCCUGAGCGUCAAAAAUGUGUCAUAUACCGUGAGUGAACGUGUAGGACCCUGGUGGGACCUUUCAUCUUUCAGAAAAAGAUGGACAAGGCAAAUACUGAAUCAAGUGUCAUUUCAUGUGGACAGUGGGCAGAUAAUGGGAAUUCUGGGGAAUUCUGGUUCUGGAAAAACCACUCUUUUAGAUGCUAUAGCAGGACGAAUCGGGAAUUCUGGUGAACUCCUUGGAGAGGUUUUUGUCAAUGGAAGAAAGCUAAAAGCAGAGCAGUUUCAAGACUGUUUCUCUUAUGUGCUUCAGAGUGACAAUCUCUUGAGCUAUCUGACUGUGGAGGAGACUCUGACAUACACUGCUCGGCUUUCUUUGAGAAAACACUCUUCCGAAGCCAUAUACAAGAAGGUAGCUGCAGUCAUGGCAGAGCUGAGUUUGGGACACGUGGCUCACAGCGUAAUUGGAGGCCGCAUUUUCCCAGGCAUUUCUGGUGGAGAGAGAAGAAGGGUCUCCAUUGCCAGCCAGCUGCUUCAGGACCCAAAGGUGAUUCUCCUGGAUGAGCCGACCACAGGACUGGACAGCAUGACGGCUAAUCAGAUAGUGUUGCUGCUGGCUGAACUGGCUAGAAGAGAUCGAAUUGUCAUAGUGACCAUCCACCAGCCCCGUUCAGAGCUUUUCAGGAUCUUCAACAGAAUAGCAAUUAUGAGCCGAGGGGAACUGGUGUUCUGUGGGCAGCCUGAUGAGAUGGUGAAUUUCUUCAGCAGCUCAGGAUAUGAGUGUCCUGAGUACUGCAACCCUUUUGAUUUUUAUGUUGACCUGACCUCUGUGGACACACGCAGCAGUGAGAGGGAAGCUGCCACCUACAGCCGCAUGCAUGACAUCACAUCAGGCUACCAGAACUCAGAAAUCUAUGAAAACAUGCUGGAGAGGAUCGAGCAAAGCUGCCAGAGUGCACACAAACCCAUGAUACCAUUCAAAAGCAAGGACUCCCCCAACUGCAUAUCCAAAUUGAAUGUCCUUCUUAGGCGGACCGUGCGUAAUAUGUCUCGUGACAGGAUGGGCAUUCUCAUGCGCCUCUCUCAGAAUCUCAUCUACGGCCUCUUCAUUGCUUUUUUUGUCAUGAGACUGGAUAAGGAUGUGGCAAAAGGUGCUGUGCAGGACCGAAUCGGCAUCAUCUACCAAUCCAUGGGUGCCUCACCUUAUACCGGCAUGCUGAAUGCUGUGGCUUUAUUUCCUGCUUUAAGGGCCAUCGCUGACCAGGAGAGUAAAGAUGGCUUGUACCAAAAGUGGCAGAUGUUUCUGGCUUACAUCAUCCAUAUUCUGCCCUUCAGUAUUAUCAGUGUGUUCAUCUUCACCUCUUUCUUGUACUGGACCGUUGGCAUGAACCCGGAUAUUGUGCGCUUCUUGUGUUUUUCAGCUGUGGUUAUGGUUCCUCACAUCAUAGGUGAACUUUUAACACUGGUCUUGUUGGGGGUCGUUCAAGACCCCAACAUGGUGAACAGUGGGGUCGCUCUACUCAAUGUAGCUGGAAUCAUGGUGGGAUCUGGAUUUCUAAGGAGUUUUAAACAAAUGCCUGUGGUGUUCCAAUGGCUGAGUUAUCUCACCUUCCAGAAGUACGGCUGCGAGCUCCUGAUCGUCACUGAGUUCUAUGGCCUGAACUUCACCUGCACUCCAAAAGCUGGUUUUCCAGAAUCAUGUCUGGUGGACAGUGGGAAUAUAAUCAUUGAUGAGGGUUAUCCUGGAGCUCUCUCACGUUACACAGAAGACUUCCUCCUGCUCUACGCCUUCCUGCCUGCGCUUGUGAUAUUGGGCAUCAUCAGCUUCAAGAUACGCGACCACAUCGUCAAACGUUAAGCUUCUGAGUGUGUGUUGGUGUGCCUGUGAAUGUUAUUGUAUGUUCUAUGUUCUUUAUUUUGUAUGUACAAUAUCUCUAAAUCAAAUAUAGUAGACUAUAUCCAGAAAACCUCAAUGUGAAAGCUAAAUCAAUCAACCUUUUCCAUAGUUAUUGAUCCAUUUUCUCCACAAUGUUUUUCCACUAAUGUGACUGUAAGUAAUCUGUUAUACACAGAUUUAAUAAAACAUCUACCUGAUGUUUUACAAUUUAUUCAGAAUAAAUGGCAUUUACAGCAUUUAAAUAAAAA
Molecule: messenger RNA, 2246 nt
Organism: Labeo rohita (rohu)
Lineage: Eukaryota; Metazoa; Chordata; Actinopteri; Cypriniformes; Cyprinidae
Gene: abcg5
Product: ATP-binding cassette, sub-family G (WHITE), member 5
Exons: 13
Coding region: 1-1959 (652 amino acids)
Biological process (GO): cholesterol homeostasis
Cellular component (GO): plasma membrane
Molecular function (GO): ABC-type transporter activity; ATP hydrolysis activity; ATP binding
Source: RefSeq, a predicted model, not a curated record